AUGGCCGCACGCAUGGCCGCAGGCCGCAUGGCCGCACGCACGACCACAGGCCGCAAGGCACACGCACGGCCGCACGCACGACCGCAGGCCGCAAGGCGCACGCACGGCCGCAGCCUGCCCGCCGCAGCGUCGGCCGCACGCCGCACUCUCGCGCGCCCGUCGAGGCGGCCGCGCCCGCCCGCCCAGCGCGCGCCCGCCCGUCGCGCUCACGGCCACCGUGCGCACCCGCCUAGCGCACGCCUGCCUGCCGCGCUCGCGAGUCGCGCCCGCCGCGCCUGCCCGCUUGCCUUCGCGCGCCUGCCCGCCCGACGCCCGUCGCGGCUGCCGCGCCUACCCGCCCAGCGCGCGCUCGCCCGCCACGCUCGCGCCCGUCGAGGCCGCCGCACUCGCACCCCGCCCGCCUGCCUGGCCGCCCGGCGCCCGCAGCACACCCGCCGCCGCAGCACGCCCAAACUGAAACACCACAACAGGGAGAACAGCUGA
This is a messenger RNA of Phragmites australis (common reed), 483 nucleotides long. RefSeq lists its product as uncharacterized. The record is from RefSeq and is a predicted model, not a curated record. The transcript has a single exon. Bases 1 to 483 code for a protein of 160 amino acids. Lineage: Eukaryota; Viridiplantae; Streptophyta; Magnoliopsida; Poales; Poaceae.